AUGGCCAAUUACCAGAACGGCCAACAGUACUAUCCAUCGCAUAGCCACCCCUCCCAAGGCCAUGAGACAUAUCAAGAUCCCUAUCACACCCAGCCCUCCUAUACCGAUGGAUCCUUCCCCUCCUCAGGCAACUAUGGUUCUGGAGACGACCAAUAUGGCUCUCAAAAUGCGUCGAGCAAUUAUGUCCCAUACAGCGGGGCCGGGUCUUCGCCCAACUACAACAGGGCACAGCCCGCAAGCAUAAAUACUUCGUUACCGUAUCGACAGAACACCCAAAGUGCGGCGCUGUCCGGCUACCAGCAUCACUACCAGCCAGCGUCUUCGGGCCAACCGUAUAACUCCUACAACCCCGCACAAUAUCAAUAUCAGCAGCAGCAGCAACAUCAGGCGCCGCAACAACAGCCGCAGCAGCCGCAGUACAAUCCGCAGUCGUACACCUCCCCACCCUCAGCGACUCAGUCUGGUGGGUACCAGCCUUACGUGCCCGCUGCAUAUUCGGAUUCCAGUGUGCAUCGCAACCCUUCUGUGUAUAACAACAAUGCAUAUUCGGCCUAUAACCAGACUCCUCAGACGGCGUUUCCCUCCUCUCAGCCGCUACCACCUCCUCCCCCGCAGCAUUCCUCGAGCUACAAUACAUAUCAACCUGAGUCGCAAUACCCCUCACAUUACACGAUGUCCUCCUCUCUACCUACGCGGCAGUCCACCUACCAGCCUUUGCAGUCCCCACCAGCUCCAGCCCCUCCACCACAUGAGACUCCCCCGCCUUCCCGCCCCUACUCGCACUCGUCUGCCGGUCAUCAGGAUAGGUCGUCUUAUAGCAACAUUAGCCCCCGCCCGCCAUCCGAGAUUGAUCGUACCUCGUCCUACGCCAGCCGCAUGAGUGCGCAGUCAAGCGCUUUCUCUGCGUCGCCACAGCCCUCCAUUCCAACGCCGCCGACUCGCCACACAUCCAACAGGUCACCCCAGCGGACUAACACUUUGGAUCGACACCCUCAAGGUCGAACAUUGCCUGGAGUACCCUCCGAAUCCGAAUCAGACAAUGACUACUUUGUACCUCGGCCCCCUGCUCACAGCUCUGGUGGCGUUGACGACAUUAUGCACCAGCUCGACAAUGAGAUCCAGGCUUCUUCGACGCGCGAGCGAGCACAUUCGGGGGGCUCUCCUCAGCCGCUGUUCUCCCCCGACGAGGCUCCGACCCAUUUGAAUGGCAACAUCGCGUCAACGGGAGAGGCGUACGUCAAUUAUGGCGCCUUCAGCGACGACAGCGAUGCGGAGGCGGCGGCUGGCCUGGCAGCGAUGCAGGCUCUUGACGAACAGGAAAGACAAGAGGAUGCUCGCCGAAGAAGUGGUUCGGCGACUUUGUUUCCUACCUCUAUGCCGCAGCAUGACGUCUCAGCCCAUAAUCAUCACCAAGACAUUAGCAGCGACAGUGACUAUGCCGGCUAUGAUCUCAGUGCCGCGGGUGGUGGAUAUGCACCAGGCUUAACUUACGGCGAGGACGUUUCGAGUUACGCAGCCGCAGCAGCGCUUCCCCGCGAUGACUACUACCAGCGACAAGGGGUGGACCCUACUCGACUGAAUUCAGUCCGUAGCAGCGGAGUGUCUAGUGAGGGGAGAGCUUCAGAUGCCAGCGGCCUAGACAUGCCCGCCCUAGAUUCUGCACAUCACCUCCCACCAAUACGCGAUAUAGCACGAGUUGAUACUGGCGGUACUGGGGGCCUCACUGAGCCAAGUCCGCACCCUCGACGUCUCAGUUACGAAGAUGGCGACGAAGCUGGCCAUUUCGAUUGGGAAGAGGGCAGGACACUAGAAGGAAGCUCGAGUCCAUCCAAGGAAUCUCUCCCAGACUUGUUCUUUCAUCCUGGAAUGAGUACUCAGAGGCCACUGCCACCCGCUCCAUCAGGCCUGGAUGCAAAUCGGAUACCUAACUUGGUUCCUGCGGGGACGUAUACUAACAGUCAACGAUUCUCUCAGUACACAGACAACAGGUCUAGCUACUACCCGAGUACGCCGGACAAUUACGCUGCCAAUCUACUCAGCCCGACAGCUGUCCCAAGGUCAACGUCACUCAUCAGCAAUCGCAAUAGUACCCCAGUCAAUCAACCGGCCCGGUCGAAAACUGAUGCUGAUCGAGCGAAAGCACUACGACAGCAACAAUUGUCCAGUCGGCCAAUGUCCGAGAUAUACGAUCCCUCCCAAGAUGAUAGCAGUAUGGCUUUGGACCUCCCCGCACUUCCACGCAAGAAAUUCAACCCUGCAAAAAUUACCCCGGAGCAGUUCAAGAGGUGCUCGGAGCCAUGGGCGCUUAGUGGAGUCUUAGCAUGGAUCAGGGACCUGGCGGACGAGGAGACCGACCUCCGAGAACAGACCAUUGUUGAUGGGAUAAUAGCCCUCUUCACCAACAAAGUGCCGACAAUGAACACCACUGAGGCUGAGGUCUUGGGCGAGCGUGUUGUCAAAGAAAUGAUUGCUGAGCAUGCGCUUGUCCGUGAGGAAGAAUGGGUCAAGUUUGGUCCAGGAAACGUCUCUGGCGUCAUAUUUCAGCUGAGUGGAGCUGGUUGUUAUUCAUCUAAGCUUCACGUGUAUGAGACGAAAGGCAGGUGCUACUCCCGGCACUGCAUGAGGACACUCAAGGUCGUGGACACCAGCGAUCUGGGUGCUACUGGUCCAGAGAAGGACUGGGCAACGUUCUACAAGUUGACAAAAGAGAGCAUUGAAGGCAAAGACAGACACGAGGUUGAGCUUCAGAAUGUCUUGCAUGAAGUCGUGACGUCCGAGGAAGACUACAUCGUGGACUUUGACGUACUUCGGCUCCUAUAUCGAGAUCCGCUGCAAAAUUCAAAUCCUCCCAUUAUUGCACCGAAGAAGCUCAAGGACUUCGUCAAGGAUGUUUUCGGGCUGGUCGACAAAGUCAAGAAGGUCAAUCAAGACUACCUACUUGGAAGACUUAAGUAUCGUCAGAACGAACAGGGACCUUGGAUUACCGGCUUCAGCGAUAUCUUCAGAGAAUGGAUUCGGAAAGCCAGAGCAAUCUACGUCGAGUACGCCACAAACUACCCUCGUGCCGAUUUCUUAGUCCGCAGAGAGCUGGACCGGAAUGUUGCGUUCAGAAAUUUGCUGGACCACGCAAGAGAGGAUCGUCGUUCACGGAGACUUGGCUGGGACAACUUCCUGAAGAGCCCGAUCACCAGAAUGCAAAGAUACGGUCUAUUAUUAAGUACGGUCGAAAAGCGCAUGUCCAAAGAGAUGUCCGACGAAAAAACCAAUCUACUAUUUGCGAUUGACGAAAUCAGAGCCGCCACUCACGAAUGCGACAACAAGUUUGCGGAAAUGGAAAGGAAGAUGAAGAUGCACGAGUACUCUGUGAAGUUGAAGCUCCGUCCAGGCAUGGAUAGGGAGGUCGAAUUGAACCUCGACCAUCUUGGCCGUGAGAUCCUGAUUCAGGGCGACCUUCUGCGCGCUGGUGGCAAGGGAUUCAACUGGGUUGAUACUCAUGCUGUUCUAUUCGAUCACUACCUUGUCCUUGCGAAGCUUGUUCGCGGCGUAGGACGAGCAGACUAUUACGACGUCUCGAAAUUACCAAUACCCAUGGAUCUUCUCGUGUUGGAAAGUAAUCAUGAUCCGGCGGUCAUGAAGUCGUCAAUGAAAGGCAUAGCAGCUGUCUCAACAGCUAACAUUCCUCGCACCCAGACGACUGACUCGCGCUUGGCCCGGACAACCUCCACGAACAGUGGUGGCUCGGGCUCAUUACAGCACACCAAUACUUCCACCUCGAUGGGUUCUGCAGCUACGGGGCCAUCGAUGGUUUCGGUGACCGCCCUUGGCGACAGUGGCAAAGAGGAUAAGAUCAUGUAUCCCUUCCGCAUCAAGCAUCUGGGAAAGCAAGAAGUAUACACGCUGUAUGCACCCAACGCCCAGGUCAGAGUUGACUGGUGCGAAGCCAUCAUGACCGCCAAAGAACGACACGCCGAGCAACUUCACGCUCAGCGUUCCGAACCCUUCAAGCUUCGGGUCCUAGCCGAUACCGCUUUUGGAUUCGACGGCUACGGCGCCACACAAAAGCGUCUCUAUUUGCGGAAUACUCCCCUAUAUCGCGCCGUGGAAGAAUCCAACAACAAAUAUGCUGGCCAAGGGCGGCCUGCGCCAGUCUGCAGAGCCCAGGUGAAUUGCGCUACCGUUUUCAAUCAACCAUAUGGCCGUCUCAUGUGCGCCAUUGGUACCGACUACGGCGUCUAUAUCUCGGAAUAUGGCAAUGCCCGAGGUUGGAUGAGAGCGAUUCAACAGCAACGCGUCACUCAGGUCGCCGUGCUUGAGGAGUUCAACUUGUUCAUUCUCAUCGCCGACAAAGUUCUCGUCGCGUACCAUCUGGAUAAAGUAUGUCCUCCUACGGGAGGGCCUUCGGUCGCGAGCUCGGCACGCGAGGAAAACGCACGCAACGCGCCGCAGAAAUUGUCGGGCAGCAAAGACGUAGGGUUUUUCGUCGUCGGCCGCAUGAAGGACCGUGCGCUUGUGUUCUACAAGAAAAAGGAUACGACCAGCAGUCACUUCAAAGUCUUGGAACCCGUGCUACAGAAGAGCACGACCAGCCGAUCGAGGUUCCUGCCGAGCAGCAGCCGACGGGGACAAACCGAGUUCUUCCGCGAAUUCGACGAGUUCUACAUCCCCACGGAGUGCUUUGGGCUGAAUCUGUUCUCGAGCUCGCUGGCGGUCAGUACGGCGCGCGGGGUGGAGGUGCUCAACCUGGACAAGAAGCAGACGUGGACGGUGCCGAACCUGCGGAGCGAGCAGCCGGACACGCAGGCGCACUUGAGCAGCAUUGCGUCGCGCAUCAAGGACCUGAAGCCGCUCGGCAUGUUCCGGCUCGGAGAGGCUGAGUUCCUGGUCGUGUUUGAGGAGUGUGCGGUCUACGUCAACAAGCAUGGCGAUGUCAGCCGGGGCGUGGUCAUGGAGUUUGUCGGCAAGGCCAGUGCCGCGACGCUGUAUCAGCAGCAGUACCUGAUACUCAUCGACGAGGAUUUCGUGGAGAUCAGGGAUGCGCAGAGCGGGAGGCUCAAGCAGAUCGUGAGUGGGCGGGGAGUGCGGCUCCUGGAUGAUGGCGGAGCAGGGUUGAGUGGUGGCGCUGGGGCUGCUGCGGGCGGAAACGGCAACGCAGGCCAUCAGGCGCAGCUUGGAGGCGGCGCGAACGGACUGGGAGUGCUGGGCUGGGGCGCCGCGCCCCGGACGGUCAAAGUGGCGAUGCAGCAUCCAGAGGAGUCGAGGACGCAGGUCGUGGUUGAGUUGGUGUUGUGGGAAGCGGAGGAGGGGUCUUGA
Messenger RNA from Cyphellophora europaea CBS 101466, 5310 nucleotides. RefSeq lists its product as uncharacterized. Gene Ontology annotation, molecular function: guanyl-nucleotide exchange factor activity. The transcript has 2 exons. Bases 1 to 5310 code for a protein of 1769 amino acids. Lineage: Eukaryota; Fungi; Ascomycota; Eurotiomycetes; Chaetothyriales; Cyphellophoraceae. The record is from RefSeq and is a predicted model, not a curated record.